Coniosporium apollinis CBS 100218 is the source of this 366-nucleotide messenger RNA. RefSeq lists its product as uncharacterized. The record is from RefSeq and is a predicted model, not a curated record. The transcript has a single exon. The coding region runs from base 1 to 366 and encodes 121 amino acids. Lineage: Eukaryota; Fungi; Ascomycota; Dothideomycetes.
AUGCCGACUGGACCUGUAGACAAGAGCCUAGUGAAUGCCGUGCGAGAGUUCCUGAAGGACGUUGAUCGGAUCUAUGAUCCAGCGCACCACGACGACGAAGGCAUCGUAGCAGAAAUCGACGAGAUGGGGCAGACCAUAGGCCGGGACGAGAUGGUCGACCUUGUGCUCAGCGAGGCAUACUAUGGCUGGUCGUUGGCUUUCUGCCAACAGAUGAAGAAGAGGAUGCUUGAAGACCGCCCUGUCGGCCAGUCGACGCCGGCGUGGACAUCGACCCAAACCAUCGCUCCUGGAAGAUGUCUUUACAGACCUGCUGAAUCCUGCGGUCCUGUCUACCGCAUUCACCAGUUUGAUGUCUCCGGAUGUUGA